This is a messenger RNA of Aspergillus wentii DTO 134E9, 1326 nucleotides long. RefSeq lists its product as uncharacterized. NCBI's taxonomy places the organism in Eukaryota, Fungi, Ascomycota, Eurotiomycetes, Eurotiales, Aspergillaceae. The coding region runs from base 192 to 983 and encodes 263 amino acids. The record is from RefSeq and is a predicted model, not a curated record. The transcript has 2 exons.
CUCCUACAAUGGCCAGUGUUCCUUGAUCAUGGCUACAUACGAGUCUUUCCUGCUCUCAGCUUUCCAACGUCCCGUCUCUUCGGCUUCUCCUUCUUUUUUCCCCCCCCCCUGAUUCGUCUGGCACGAUCAGAAUAUCCCAUCCUUAACUGUCGAUCAGUUUUUUUGUUAGAAAACAAAUCUCCCAUUACACAAUGUUGUUCUCCAAGACUGGUUUCGUGGCUGCCAUCCUCCUGGGUGCCUCCACCGUCAACGCUCACCUUUACAUGAAGAGCCCUCACCCAUACGGCCAAAGCACUCUUAACAACUCUCCUCUCGCGGCUGAUGGCAGUGACUUUCCUUGCAAGCAGCGUAAUGGUGUCUAUGCCGCUGCUAACGGUGAUAAUACCUUUAAGAUUGGCGAGGAACAGUCUUUAACCUUAGUUGGUAGCGCCACUCAUGGUGGUGGUUCUUGUCAAAUCAGUUUGUCUACUGACUUGAAGCCUACCAAGAACUCAAAAUGGAUGGUCAUUAAGUCCUGGGAAGGUGGCUGCCCCAUUAAAACUAAUGGCAAUAUUGGCAACUCCCCUAGCUCCACCGUCCCCAGCAACUUAAAGUUCAAAAUCCCUAAGGGCAUUAAGAACGGCAAGUAUACCUUAGCUUGGACCUGGUUUAACCGUAUCGGAAACCGUGAGAUGUAUAUGAACUGCGCCCCUAUCACUGUCACCGGUGGAUCAUCUAAGCGUUCUAAUGAUGAGGCUUCUAUCCAGAAGCGCUCUUCAAACUUCCCUCCCAUGUUUAUAGCCAACGUCAACGGCUGCACCACUAAGGAGAAUUACGACAUCCGAUUCCCCAACCCUGGCAAAUAUGUGCAGAAGCUAGGAGACGCCAAAAACCUUCUCCCUAAAGGCCAGUCGGCUUGCACUGGUACUCCUAAGUUUGGCGCCGCCGGUAACAAGAAGGCCUCUACCCGCCGACGCAACGCCGGUCACCACUUCCGUGCUUAAAUGAUCUUGUCUUCCGCUGGCUCGGAUGUUGCAAGUCUUCAUUUCCUUUUACCUUUCAUUCCCCUUCUAAGGUAACCUCAAUCGCCUCAUAAACAGCCUUGUUUUGGCUCGGCUUUGUUUUCUUUGCGCUUUUUCUUUCAGUCUCUCUUCAAUCAUGUACAUUUUAAGGAAUGACUAAAAUUGGUAGCGUGGAGUUUGGAUAUACAGUGGUUUUUUCUUGUGAUUACAGACUUUUAUCUAUCAGCUCCUCCGGUUGACUAAGAGGUGUCUGGCCUAUGAAUCCAAUUUUGAAACUGCUUUAAUUAUUUCCCUUGUAGUAAAUUGUUAUGCUUGGGCACUUUAC